This is a messenger RNA of Labrus bergylta (ballan wrasse), 1774 nucleotides long. RefSeq names its product Nicalin-1-like. Gene Ontology annotation, biological process: regulation of signal transduction. NCBI's taxonomy places the organism in Eukaryota, Metazoa, Chordata, Actinopteri, Labriformes, Labridae. The record is from RefSeq and is a predicted model, not a curated record. Gene Ontology annotation, cellular component: endoplasmic reticulum membrane.
UAACAAAUCCUGGGUCAGGGUGUGACAGCAUGUUGCACAGAGAGCUGUGUGUAGUUGCUGUUCUGCUGCUGCUCUGCGUCCACGGGCUUCACGCCUCGGCUCUUCCUGCCGUGUCCUCCUACGAGUUCAGAGCUUACAGGAUGCAGCAGUACAGCCUGGCACAACAAAUGCAUGGUUGCCGUGGAGCCAUCGUGGUUGCAGAGGCACGCUCAGCGGACGAGCCGGUGCUAACCCGUCGCUGCGUCAUCAUGAAGGUGAUGGACUUCACCACCGAGAAAUUCAUGGAGGCUCAGAGACAAAAUGCUGCUGCCAUUCUGCUCCUGCUGCCCAAAAAUAUCUCCAGUAUCCCCCAUGACAGCAUACAGUUCUUCAUGGUGAGCGAGAGUGCAGUCUUGCUGAAGGAGACCCUCAUGCCUGUGUACGUGGCACCUGAGGAUGAACAGCUGCUUUGCAUGUAUGAGGAGGUCAAGCAGGCCGCAGCUACCCGGACCUCAUCUGUAUUUAUCAGAGUCCUUCGCAGUAUGGUCACAGCCACCGCCUUUCAGAUCCUUGUGAGCAACAACACCCCGAUAAAGGCCUUCAAUGACAACGCUGUAGUCACACUGGAGGGAGUUCUAGCUGGAGCCGGCGAGGAUCCACCCACCAUUGUCAUCACUGCCCACUAUGACUCCUACGGGCUGGCACCAUGGCUGUCUUAUGGAGCAGACUCGAAUGGCAGUGGGGUCACCAUCCUGCUGGAAUUGGUGCGUCUGUUUCAGAAGCUUUACAGAAGUCCAAGCACCAGACCGCCAUAUCAUUUAAUGUUCUCUUUAACUGGAGGGGGGAAAUAUAAUUUUCUUGGCACAAAGAGAUGGAUUGAAGAGAAUCUGGACCACGCUGAGUCCAGCCUGCUCCAUGACAAUGUGGCGUUUGUUCUGUGUUUGGACACACUGGCCAACAAUGAUGAACUGUACAUGCAUGUGUCCCGCCCUCCUAAGCCUGACACUCCCAUGCAUGCUUUCAUUCAACAGCUGGAGGAGGUGGUGUCAUCUAGAUUCCCCUGGGUGAAGGUGGGAUUGGUCCACAAGAAGAUCAAUCUUGUGGAGUCUGCAGUGGCCUGGGAGCACGAGCGGUACAGCCUGCGCAGGAUACCAAGCUUCACUCUGUCUCACCUGGAAGACCCCAAAUCUGAACUCAGAGGCUCCAUACUAGACACCAUGUCACAAGUGGACUUGAGGAAACUUAAGCGUAACGGCAUCAUCAUAGCAGAAGCACUGGCACAUUAUAUGUACAACCUCUCCGACAAGGGGUCACCAAAAGAUAUUCAGCUUUUCAAGGGCCAGAUGGACUUCUACGACAGUCGCAUUUCUAAUCUGAUGUCUGUCUUGACAUCGGUCCCUCGGGCAACCCAGUUGCUGGAUAAGGAGCCCGGUCAUGUUUUGCUGGUUAACUCACUUGAGCAGGAGUUCAAACAUUACCUACAGCAAGUUCAUAAACACACCUUCAGACAAGAUAAGAGGGACCCUGAUAUUACAUUUUAUGAUCAAAUGAACCAACCGAUAGUGAUGUACAGAGUAAAGCCUGCAGCCUUUGAUCUCUUCCUUGGCGGCUGUAUUGCAGCCUACUUGGGGAUCAUUUAUUAUGCCAUUCAGAACUUUGGGUUUUUCUACACAAAGCUCAAAGCAGCAGUGAAGUCCAAGCAGCAGUAAAUCAGCCUGAAUGCUGGGAGUGGGGGACACAGGAUUUGGAGUGUGAAUGUUGGACCCCAGCUUCAAUGGCAUAACAUCAAAGCAAC